Molecule: messenger RNA, 718 nt
Organism: Antrostomus carolinensis (chuck-will's-widow)
Lineage: Eukaryota; Metazoa; Chordata; Aves; Caprimulgiformes; Caprimulgidae
Product: ubiquitin-conjugating enzyme E2 R1
Exons: 4
Source: RefSeq, a predicted model, not a curated record
CUCCUCAUUGUUUCCUUGCAGGCUCGUCUCCGGUUUCCCAUCGACUACCCCUAUUCUCCUCCUGCCUUUAGGUUCUUAACCAAAAUGUGGCACCCCAACAUCUACGAGACGGGUGAUGUCUGCAUCUCCAUCCUCCACCCGCCCGUGGACGACCCGCAGAGCGGGGAGCUGCCGUCUGAGCGGUGGAACCCCACCCAGAACGUGCGGACCAUUCUCCUGAGCGUCAUCUCACUGCUGAAUGAACCCAACACAUUUUCUCCAGCCAACGUGGACGCCUCGGUGAUGUACCGCAAGUGGAAGGAGAGCAAAGGGAAGGAUCGGGAGUACACGGACAUCAUCAGGAAGCAAGUCUUGGGCACGAAGGUGGACGCUGAGCGGGAUGGCGUGAAAGUCCCCACCACGCUGGCAGAGUACUGCGUGAAGACCAAGACUCCAGCCCCAGAUGAGGGCUCAGACCUCUUCUAUGAUGACUAUUAUGAGGAUGACGAGAUGGAGGAGGAAGCAGACAGCUGUUACGGUGAUGAGGAUGACUCCGGCAAUGAGGAAUCUUGAUGGCCCUCUGACAUUGCAAAACUUCUUAUAAACUACUGAAUUUUACCUCAACUAGGACACACUGGUUUGAACUUAGGAUCUGUCAGCCCUGAAAUUAACUCUCUACCUCGCAGGGAGACUGUUCUGCUGUUGCAAAGGAAAUCCCACUGCUGACUUUGUAGAAAAA